GGGCUUCUGUGGCUUUUAUUUUUGCAUGUAAACCACUGGGGGGAGUCUUGAUGGUGUGAGCACCCUAGAGAUUAGGCUGGCGUUCUGAGGGCUCCAGACACUAGCUGGAAAGUCAGGUGACAGAAACAGUGAAUCAGACCGAUCACAUGAUUACAAAGCUGGGGGUUCCAGAAGGGCUCCAGGUGGUCAGGGGUGGACAUCUAAGGAAGCAGUAACAUGGGAGGGGCAAGCACUGGGCCAGCCUUGAGCUGCCUGGAUGACAUCAGGGACAGAGGAUCUGGUAGCUCCAGGGAUCUUCAGUCCAUGCCUUACUUGGCCAGGGGUUUCCUGAAGGACCUGCCAGCAAGCUUGGCUUUGCUGCCCAGCUCCUCCUUGAUUCUAAGGAUCUGAUUGUACUUGACCAGGUGCUUAGAUCGGCAGGGGGCACCAGUCUUGAUCUGCCCAGUGCAGAGCCCCACCACCAGGUUGGCAAUGAAAGUGUCCUCAGUCUCCCCAGAUCAAUGGGACACCAUGACACCCCAACCAUUGGACUGGGCCAACUUAAACGCCUGCGGAGACUUGGUCACAGAGCCAAUCUGGUUCACUUUGAGCAGGAGGCAGUUGCAGGACUUCUCACCUGCAGCCUUGGCGAUCCGCUUAGGGUUGGUCACUGUGAGGUCAUCCCCCACCACCUGGAUGCCUGCAGUAGCUGUGAACUUCUGCCAAGCAUCCCAGUCAUCCUGGUCAAAGAGAUCUUCAAUGGACACCACUGGGUAGUCCUUGAUGAAGGACUUGUACAGGUCGGCCAGCUGGUCGGGUGUGAUGUACCGGCUGGCAUCAUCCGGAGACUUGAAGUCCAGGUUAUACUUGCCAGUCCUGUAGAACUCGGAGGCAGUCACAUCCAUGCCGAUGACAACCUGGUAAGUGUAGCCGGCCUUUGCAAUGGCAGACUUGAGCAGCUCCAGUGCUUCUUUGUUCUCCAGGAUUUUAGGUGCGAAUACACCCUCAUCAUCCACAUUGGUGGCGUGAUGAUGUUCUUCAGGUUGUGGUAAACCUCUGCUCCAAUGCGCAUGGCUUCCCGGAAAGAGGAUGCCCCCACAGGCAGGAUCAUGAACUCUUGCAUGGCCAGCUUGCUGCCAGCGUGAGAACCAUCCUUGAUCACAUUGAAAGUUGGAACGGGCAGAAUGACUUCAGGGUUGCCGGCCAAGUCAGCAUUGUGACAGUAAAGGGGCACCCCCUUCUCCACCGCACCAGUCUUGCAGACAGCCAGGGACACUCCCAGGAUGGUGUUUGCACCAAACUUAGAUUUAUGCUCCGUGUGUCCAUCUUGAUCAUCAGCUGGUCAAUCUUCUCCUGCUCUACAACAUUCAGUUUCUUGCUAACCAGAGCAGGUGCAAUAGUGUUCUUGAUGUGCUCAACAGCCUUUGGGACACCCUUCCCUAUGAAGCGGGUCUUAUUGUCUCGGAGUUCUAGGGCCUCGUAGAUGCCAGUGGACGCACCGCUGGGCACCGCAGCACGGAAGAGACCUUUUGCGAUGUAGAAAUCCACCUCAACGUUGGGAUUCCCAUGGGAGUCAAAAAUCUCUCUGGCAUGGAUCUUGAGAAUGGACAUGGUGAAGUUCUGGCACUAGAAUCACUGCAGAGGAAGGAAAGAGGGUCCUGUAGACACCGAAGGGAGUCUUAAGGACAGACCUGAGUGGCGUGGAAUUCUUCUUGUGGAGCAGGUUAUAAAUUCAACCAGAGAGAAGUUAGUUAUCUGUUGGGGUCCCUGCAGCACCUUGGAGGUCUGUGGGUCUGUGUCUUACUUCAACAGUGUUUGGACAGAACAAACCCGGAGACUCCCACUUUUUAGCUUCCAGUCGCCUUGCAAGUCUCUCUGGUCACAGCCUCUGGGACCAUCUCCUAGCAGCCUUCGGCUCCAAGGACCAGCCAGCACCAUCUUCGAGGUUAGCCCCAUAUUCCAGAUCAGCCAUGACCUCUCAGAUUUGUCAGAAUUAUUCCACCAAAGUGGAAGCUGUGUGAACCGCCUGGUCAACUUGCACCCGCGGGCCUCCUACACCUUCCUCUCUCUGGGCCUCCUUUUUGAUCGGGAUGGUGUGGCUUUGGAGGGCAAAGGCCACUUCUUCCGUGAAUUGACGCUAGGGCACCGAGCGUCUCCUCAAGUUGCAGAGUGAACUCAGGGGCCGUGCACUCUUCCAGGAUGUGCAGAAGCCAUCUCAAGAUGAACAGGCCAUGGAAGCUGCCUUGGCCCUGGAAAAGAACCUGAACCAGGCCCUGUUGGAUCUGCAUGCCCUGGGUUCUGCCCGCACAGACCCUCAUCUCUGUGACUUCUAGGAGAGACACUUCCUGGAUAAGGAGGUGAAGCUCAUCAAAAAGGUGGGCAACCACCUGACCAACCUCUGUAGGCUGGCAGGGUCACAACCAGCGCAGACUGGCAUAGACCAGGCAUCUCUGGGCGAGUAUCUCUUUGAGCACCUCACUGUCAAGCAUGACUAGGAGGCCUCUGAGCCUUCCAAGGGGCUCCCUCCUCUGCUCUGCACCAGCAGCCUCAGGACCUCCACCUGAGUGAAACUCUCAAGCCACUAGGCAGCUUUGUAACCACCCUGGAGCCUCGCCCAUCUUCCAAGUCUUGGACCAAGUAGAAAUAAAGCUUUUUGAAAUAGAAAAAGAAAAAAGAAAAAAAAGGAAUGCCUGUGUGUAAAACUAAGAGCAGGUUUUUGUACUGACCUUCAGAGAGUUGAUCCUUGUGCAAUGGCGCCUUCCAGGAAGUUCUUCGUCGGGGGCAACUGGAAGAUGAACGGGAGGAAGAAAUGCCUGGGAGAACUCAUCUGCACCCUGAACGCAGCCAAGAUGCCGGCAGACACCGAGGUGGUUUGUGCACCGCCAACCGCCUACAUCGACUUCGCCAGGCAGAAGCUGGAUCCCAAAAUUGCUGUGGCUGCACAGAACUGCUACAAAGUGACCAAUGGGGCCUUCACUGGGGAAAUCAGCCCUGGCAUGAUCAAAGACUUAGGAGCUACCUGGGUGGUGCUGGGACACUCUGAAAGAAGACACAUCUUUGGGGAAUCAGACGAGUUGAUUGGGCAGAAAGUGAACCAUGCCCUAUCCGAGGGACUCGGAGUGAUCGCCUGCAUUGGGGAGAAGUUAGACGAAAGGGAAGCUGGCAUCACUGAGAAGGUUGUUUUUGAGCAAACCAAGGCCAUCGCAGAUAAUGUGAAGGACUGGUCCAAGGUGGUCCUGGCCUAUGAACCGGUAUGGGCCAUUGGGACUGGCAAGACUGCAACCCCUCAACAGGCCCAGGAAGUACACGAGAAGCUCCGGGGAUGGCUGAAAUGCAACGUCUCUGAGGGGGUGGCUCAGUGCACUCGGAUCAUUUAUGGAGGUUCUGUAACUGGAGCGACUUGCAAAGAGCUGGCAAGCCAGCCUGAUGUGGAUGGCUUCCUCGUGGGCGGUGCAUCUCUCAAGCCUGAAUUCCUGGACAUCAUCAAUGCCAAACAAUGAGCACUGCUCAUCCCCCUACCUUCCUGCGUAGCCUGGACCAGGUUGCCCAGAAGUUUAGUAACUGCUCCCGCCAGUCACAUGCUUCUGAUGACAUCAUCAACUCCAUCUUGUGACCUAAUCCAUACUGUACCUUCCUGA
Molecule: messenger RNA, 3617 nt
Organism: Rattus norvegicus (Norway rat)
Lineage: Eukaryota; Metazoa; Chordata; Mammalia; Rodentia; Muridae
Source: RefSeq, a predicted model, not a curated record